Molecule: messenger RNA, 1142 nt
Organism: Nematolebias whitei (Rio pearlfish)
Lineage: Eukaryota; Metazoa; Chordata; Actinopteri; Cyprinodontiformes; Rivulidae
Exons: 2
Coding region: 99-899 (266 amino acids)
Cellular component (GO): nucleus
Molecular function (GO): transcription regulator activity
Source: RefSeq, a predicted model, not a curated record
AUUGACUGUUCUUCUUCUUUCCUGACACUCCGGAUCUCCACAGCACCGGAACGUCGCGAUCUAACGAGUCCAGGAGGACAGUACGUUUUAAACGCUACAUGACACGACUUUUCAAGGACACGUCAAUGUUGGGUCGAGGCGUCAAGCGAAAGAGAAGCUGCUUGGAGGAGCUGGAGGCCGAGGUGCUCCCCGAUGCUGCGAGGAGAGUGGAAAAGAAGCCUCAUGGGGACGAGGACGGAGACGAAGAAGAAGCCGUGUCCAGACCAGACAUGAGCCACCUGCAGCAGCGUCAGGUGGUGCUCAGCCUCUGCUUGAAGAAGCUUCAGGACUACCAGGUCGGCAUGGAGCUCAGCCUCCGCCGCUCCGUGCUGCUCGUCAACACGCUCAGGCAGAUCCAGGAGGAGAUGCAGAGCGACAGGACCAGAGGUCCGGAUUUACACCUCCACAACAUCAACCCCGACUCCUGUCUGCUCAGGGAUAGCUUCGUAGAGGACGUGUCAGUGACGUGUCCCGGGUGUGCAGUGGGAAACUGUGAAGGCCCUGACUCUUUGCCGUUUCCUGAAUGUCCCUCUCUAGAGACAAACAUCUCCACGGAGCAGCAGAAACUUGUGGCCGGCCCGAGCAGUAACACUUUCAGCGACGCCACCAACACUGUGGGCUACCUAAGUGACCUGGCGCUGGACGAUAUCUUUGAGGACAUCGAUACGUCGAUGUACGAGACUUCAGAUCUGCUGUCUGCCUGCGCAGCCGGGUCUUUGUGGCCCAUCAGCGUUUCACUUUGGCCCGACGAGAACAUGAAGUCACAUUCUCCCAUCCAUUCCACAGGAGGAGGUCUCCAGUCGUGUCUGAUGGACCUGAAUGAGCUGGACCACAUUAUAGAGAUUCUGGUAAAGUCCUGAUCACUGGAGCCACCCUGACUGAACCUGGGUGACCAGGGUUUGGACUGAACGAGGCUCUCCAUCGGACUGCAACUGAACAUGUGAAGUCCUGAGGCACAAACUCAACUGCUGGUACCUCGUUUAUGAAGAACCGAUAUGCUUUUACGCUCGGGCUUUGAACUGGGUUUGUCUUCUGUCCAUUUAAUGUAAAUGAACUCUGGCUUUACCCCGACUGUGACAAUAAAACAAUAAUUUAUAGCUUCA